This is a messenger RNA of Miscanthus lutarioriparius, 387 nucleotides long. The record is from the annotation of a GenBank genome assembly. NCBI's taxonomy places the organism in Eukaryota, Viridiplantae, Streptophyta, Magnoliopsida, Poales, Poaceae.
AUGAUCAAGGCCGCUGCGUGGGCGCUCACGACGCUGCUGACGGCCAUGUUCGCGUCCGGGGUGGCGCCGCUCAUGCCGCCGGCCGUCGGCGUCCUCGUCUUCAUCUGCCUCCGGGACGUCGAUCAGGUCCGCGGCGGGGAAGGCGGCUGCGGAAUCAACAUGGACCGGCAGUAUUGCGCGCUUGCCAAGGUGGGUUUCGCCGUGCUGACGUGCAACUCGGCGGUCGACGCCUACGACACCCGGCGUGACCCGGGCUCGGCGGCGUUGAUGCUCGUGUCCUACGCGAUCCUUGUGAUCCUGAUUGGCCUUUUCCUCCGUGCAUUCGCUCGCGGUCACGGUGGCGAGCACGGGCAGGGGCAGGGGCAGGGUGCAGGGUGCCCCUACUGA